Strongylocentrotus purpuratus (purple sea urchin) is the source of this 519-nucleotide messenger RNA. Its product is annotated as aspartate, glycine, lysine and serine-rich protein-like. Lineage: Eukaryota; Metazoa; Echinodermata; Echinoidea; Camarodonta; Strongylocentrotidae. The transcript is spliced from 4 exons. The record is from RefSeq and is a predicted model, not a curated record. Bases 1 to 519 code for a protein of 172 amino acids.
AUGUCAUCAGAUAAAAGGAGGGGCGAUGACUUAGUCAGAGAUGCUAACCCACACAAGAAGUGCCUCAAAAUAGAGCCUGUGAAGGAGAGUGCGCCUGCUAAUUUCAAGGAGAAAGAACUCCCCAACGUCACCAAGUCGUGGAAGAACUACAUGAGCAAACUGCUGAUACAAGACUUUCAGGCGGCCACUCUGCAAGUCAUGGAUUCACCAUAUGAUGAGGAGAUUAAGGUAAAGAGAGAUGAUGGUAGUAUCAGCGAUCAUGGUGAUGGACGUAGUGAUGGUGGUAGCAGUGGUGCUGAUGAUGGUGGUGGAGAUAGUGGCAGUGGUGCUGCUGAUGGUGAUAGAGGUAGUGAUGGCGGUGGCAGUGGUGCUGAUGAUGGUGUGGCAGUGGUGCUGAUGAUGGUAAAGAGAGAUGAUGGUAGUAUCAGCGAUCAUGGUGAUGGAGGUAGUGAUGGUGGUGGCAGUGGUGCUGAUGAUGGUGGUGGAGAUAGUGGCAGUGGUGCUGCUGAUUUUUUUUGA